Messenger RNA from Indicator indicator, 2529 nucleotides. RefSeq names its product interleukin 12 receptor subunit beta 2 (gene IL12RB2). Gene Ontology annotation, biological process: cytokine-mediated signaling pathway. The coding region runs from base 1 to 2529 and encodes 842 amino acids. The record is from RefSeq and is a predicted model, not a curated record. Gene Ontology annotation, cellular component: membrane; external side of plasma membrane; signaling receptor complex. Gene Ontology annotation, molecular function: cytokine receptor activity; cytokine binding. Lineage: Eukaryota; Metazoa; Chordata; Aves; Piciformes; Indicatoridae. The transcript has 15 exons.
AUGCUACAGGCAUGGAUUGUACUCACAGCAGUUGGGCUGCUGGUGAACCUCAAAGCAGAACCCUGCCGCAAGGGGACCCUGUCCUCCGACCAACCUCCCCUCAGCACCACCGCAGCAGAAGUCUGUGACAAAGGGAAUAUGACCACCAACACAGCUCCUCAGGUGCAGCCUGGAGCCAGCAUCAGCCUCUCCUGCCAGCUGCAGGCUGUGCCAUCCCCUCAGCAGUGCAGCACAGCCAUCUUCGUCAACGGCUCGCAGCUGAGCCUGAGCCCUGGCCGCUCCUCCCGCGCCUCCUUCGUGGUGCGCGCCUACGGCAGGCACACCUUCACCUGCAAGCAGCUCUGCCACCCCGCCUCCAAACUCCGCUGUGGACUGGAUGUUGAAGCUGGAAACCCUCCAGAUGAGCCACAGAAUGUGUCAUGUAUCCAGUAUGGGACAAAUGGCCACCCCACCUGCACCUGGGACAAAGGGAGGCUCACCUACCUCAGCACAACCUACCUGCUACAGCUGUCAAACAGGACAGAUGUCCUGUGUUUUUCAGAAGAAGGUGUGGCUCAGGAGGGCAGCUCCCUGGCUCUCAGCAAGCUGAGCUUUGACUCUUGGUACAAGGUUGUGGUUGUGGCCUCCAACAAGCUCGGAAGUGCUCGUUCAGAGCCCCUUCUCUUCAUGCCAAUAGACAUUGUGAAACCACAUCCUCCCAAAUUUUGGGUGGAAUUUGAGAAUUCUUCUGAGGCCAGCUGCACCUCCAUUUGGUCCAAUGAAACCCAAGAGAGACACUGCAGGCUGAGAUACCGACCACUCAGCAAGCACUCCUGGAGCAUGGUUGAGAGCUUGGGCAGUGUGAACUGGAGUCUGUGUGGGCUGGAGCCUCACACAGCCUACGAGUUUCAGCUCAGCUGUAAAAUCCACCCCGAGCGAGGACUGUGGAGCAACUGGCACAGCUACCAAGCCUGGCCUCCAGAAGCAGUGCCAGCUGGGCUCCUGGAUGUCUGGUACCGACAGCAGGAUGUGGACAGCCACAGACAGAACAUCUCCUUGUUUUGGAAGGCUUUGAGCAAGUCAGAGGCAAGAGGAAGGAUCCUGCAGUACACAGUGACCUUUGAGGCCCUGGACCCAUGGAACUCCUCCAAAGAAGCACAUGUCAUCACCCAAACCAGCUACACCAGGGCCAUGCCAAGGGUGGACUACAAGAUAACUGUCACUGCUGAGAACUCAAGGGGCAGCUCUCCCCCUGCAACCAUCAUGACCAACCUGGGCACCCAGGACCUACCUCCUCCUCAGAAGGUCUCUGCCAUAGCCAUGGGAAAGAGAAGCAUCUUGGUCAGUUGGAAGCCACCCACUGGAUCAGCUGUGCCCAUCAGUGGAUACGUGGUGGAGUGGGCAGGCACAGAGAGGGACACACACACAGAGCCACCUCCAGCCUGGGUGAAGCUUCCAGCAUCCAACCUCUCCACACUGCUGACAGAGCAGAUAACAGAGAAGGUGUGCUACCACAUCAAGGUGUUUGCCCUCUAUCAGGCCAGAGCUGGACAAGUGGCAUCAGUCACGGGAAUCUCAACAGCAGAAGCACCAUCAGCUGGGCUUCAGAUCUACACACCACCACAGGCAGAGGGACUCUUGGUGUCAUGGGAAGCCAUCCCUGCCCACCAGCAGAGGGGCUGCAGCACAGGGUACCAAACAAACCUAGGGAGCAGGGAUGGGCCAGGAGCCCUAGCCAUUUCCAACACGAGUGGCCAGCCCUCCCUGGACAUCCCUGACCUGCAGCCUGGCAACUACAUCCUGUGGGUGACAGCACCAACAGCUGCUGGUGAGAGGCCCUCAGGCAACAGUGAGCUCCUCUGCUUGGAAAGUGCUGGGGACUGGUUGACUCUUGUGCUCACCUGCAGCCUCUUCAUCCUCUUAGCCUGUGCUUGCUCUGUGCCUCCAGUGAGGAAAGCGUUACACCAGCUCCUCUCCAGGAUGCUGCCCCAGGGGCAGAGCAAAGCCAUUCCAGAUCCAGCUAACGCCACGUGGGUGAAGAACCACACAGCUAUGAAGGCUGAGCUGAUGUUUCCUUCCAGCCUCUUCCUCCCAGACACCAGCAGCUAUGAAGAGCCUGAAACAAUCCAAGUGGAGGAGGAAACCUUCCUGAAGAUCAACCUCCAGGACAAGCUGCUCUUGGGCACCACUGGCAGGAGUGGCAAUGGUGAUUGGCCAGCAGAGAGUGGCUCAGGGCAGGAGGAACCUGGGUACCUGACUCUCCCUGGCACAACAGAUGGGGAGGUUGAUGAGCAGCAGCUUCCUCACCUCUACAAGAGGAUGGUGGUGGAGGUGAUGGAGCCAGCACAGACUGUUUCUGAGUACAUCACCAACCCCAUCACUGACAUGGCCACCACAUACCUACCCCUAGUCCCAGGCACUCCUGAAGAGCUCCCUGAACUUGAGUGUGAGCCACUCUCCAUCUUCCCAACAGCUUCUUUGAUGCCUUCCUAUGGAGGGAACCUUACCUUGGAUCAGGUGAAAAUCAACUGCAGCUCUGUAAGAAGGUAG